Molecule: messenger RNA, 4366 nt
Organism: Varroa destructor (honeybee mite)
Lineage: Eukaryota; Metazoa; Arthropoda; Arachnida; Mesostigmata; Varroidae
Cellular component (GO): cytoplasm
Molecular function (GO): kinase activity; pseudouridylate synthase activity; hydrolase activity, acting on glycosyl bonds
Source: RefSeq, a predicted model, not a curated record
UCUUAUAAAAUCGCCCUAAGAACUGCUGGCUAGCUGCCCGUAACGAAUAUAACCACAAAAAUCCCCUUGCGCCUUCACUCAGUCCCGCUUGCCUGCGAGAGCAACGCAUGACGAUCUCUCGCACUGCGCUGCCAAGAUGCUAAGGUCUAUCAUUACGAUGGAGUAUUAGGAGAUUGACUUUGUUUGUUUGGUUGUGUGUCCCCAUUUGCGUGCUGACUCCUGGUGGCAAGUAUCCCCAUUUGGGAGGCUGAACUUGUCAUCCUACGAAUGUUAUUGUUGACUAUGGUAAAGGGAGCCCUUAGGAAAGAUGCGCUAUCGUCGGCUAAUGCCGACUAAGAUUUGCCAGUAAGAGCACUUGUAACGGAAAAGUCUAGUGAGUGAAAAGUCUAGGAAUUGGUCUACAAUAAACGAUGACGGCGGGCUUACGUCUCUAGCGAUUGUAUAUCACGGUGGCGGUGGUAGUCAGCGCAGAAAAAAUUAACAAACAAUACAGCUUGUAACCUGCCUGCUCGCCAGCUAAAUCAGUUACUCAUUUCGAAGGUCGAUUCGUCGGCCUGAUUCAUACUCUCUUAACUCCACAGAAGCUUCAGUAGACCAUGUGUAGUCUGAUCAUUUGCUUCUUGUGACGGGUGCAGUUUGUCCGACAAACUUCGUGCAACGAUUCGAAUGUGCCCUACUACAAUUAGAUUGUGUACAUCCAGCACUUAUUUCGUUAGGCAUUACUUCAGACGGUUGGCUUCCAGCACAAAACGAAGUGUUUCUACGCCCGGAUUCGAACUAAAUUGUUACGGAUCCCUAAGUCUAUUUGGCGAAUACGUUAUGUAUCACGAGUGACGAGCAAGGAUACUAUAGACUGUUAUUUGAUGAAGAAUUUGUUUGUUUAUCAAGGGGCACAGUAACAGCCGAGAUGCUUCGAUAUGUUUCCAAAAUGUUCUUAGGCGGAUUGCAACGUCGAUUCAUUUCGCAAUUCCGCUUUUCAUCUGAAGUUCGUUCCGCGUUGAAGAAUGGUGAACCCGUGGUGGCCUUAGAGUCCACCGUUAUCACGCACGGUAUGCCCUAUCCUGACAACGUUAAGACUGCUAUGGACGUUGAACAAGUAGUGAGAAGAGCUGGUUCUGUACCGGCUACUGUGGCAGUGAUCAAAGGUGAUGUAUGUGUUGGCCUGACUGAACACUUACUCACUGAGUUGGCUAACGCUGAGAAUAGCGUAAAAAUCUCCUCAAGAGAUUUUGCUCCAGCUGUGGCUCAGAAGGUUACCGGGGGCACUACGGUAGCGGGCACAAUGCUUGCCGCCUACAAAGCUGGCAUCAACAUGUUUGUCACAGGCGGAAUUGGGGGGGUCCACCGAGGAGCUGAAGUGACCAUGGACAUUAGUGCUGACUUGGUAGAGCUCGGUAGAACGCCGAUAGCUGUUGUGUCGGCCGGAAUUAAAUCCAUUCUUGACAUUGGCAAGACCCUUGAAUUUUUAGAAACUCAAGGGGUUUGCGUAGCCACGUAUGGCGAUUCCAAGGAGUUUCCGUGUUUCUGGACUAGAAAGAGUGGUUUUGAUGUACCAUGGAACGUGCGAAACCCCACAGAAGCGGCAACUAUGAUUGCUGCCCAAAAAGCGCUUGGUGUACGGAGCGGCGUAUUAAUUGCUAAUCCGAUACCAUUGAAUCACGAAUCUGAUGGAAAGUACAUCGAAAAUUGCGUCCAAGAAGCUCUUAAAGAAAGCGAAAUUCAACACAUUAAAGGAAAAGAUAUAACGCCGUUCAUACUAAGCAGGGUACAUCAUGCGACAAGAGGUGCCUCGUUGAAGGGUAAUAUAGCACUGAUCAAACACAACGCGUUAGUCGGCUCCUUAAUUAUGAAAGAGUUAGCUGUUCUUCGACCUGAGACUGUCGGCGUUGCUGAAAAGGUCUAUGUGGUACCGUCACCUAAAGUGGAGCCGAUCAACACGGCUAGACCUGUUAUCAUUGGAGGAUCCAAUGUUGACUUCAAUGUUAAGCUCGGAAUUGACGAGCUGAAGCAAAAUGGUGAUACUUAUAAAGGCCAAGUACACCAGGGCUACGGUGGGGUAGCCAGGAAUAUGGCAGACUGUAUUUCCAGAUUGGGCCUUAAUCCGCUUUUGGUUUCAGUAGUUGGUGAUGACCUGAAUGGCAAAGGUAUCCUUGGUCACAACCCUAACAUGGAUAAGAGUGGCAUUGCGGUGUUGCGCGAUGCUACCACAGCGACCCUCUGCGCGGUCCACAACCAAAACGGUUCAUUGUUGUAUAAUAUAGCUGAUAUGGACAUCCACGACCGGAUUACGCCUGAGAUGAUCAUUAGGUUUGAAAAAGAUAUCGCAGCUGCUCCAAUCGUUGUGCUUGACGGAAAUGUGUCUGAAGAUGUCCUGCAAACAACGUUCGAGAUAUGUGCGCGACUCAAGAAGCCAGUCUGGUACGAGCCAACUUGCGUUGCCAAAGCCACAAAGCCGUUUCGAAACAAUCGCUUGUCCGGCGUUUGGUACGCGUCUCCAAACAAGAAAGAACUCGAGCUUAUGUACCGUGAUCUUAUGCAUGAUUCCCCUCUCAACGGAGAUGAGUUAAGUCGGGUGGCGAAGAUGGCCGUCGAACUGUUGCGAUCAGGUCUGAUCCGACACGCUUUGUACGUCACUUUGGGCGAACGUGGUCUUGUUCGUGUCGUAAAAACAAAUGACGACUACGAUAUCAUACAUUUCGAAGCUCCACAAGCGGCCAUCGUGAAAACUUCAAACGGUUGUGGGGACUGUCAGGCCUCAACGAUUAUUACGGGUAUGAUACUUGGCCUACCGGAAGAUGACUAUAUGGGAGCUGCAAUGGAGAUUCCGAUUCUCACGCUAUCGUCGUAUGCAUCGGUUCCUGAUACACUGAGCAAAAACGAUCUUAAAGUCAAAAAUAUUAUCAAGACAAAAAGGCUCCAUAUAUAAGCUGCUUGCUUUCAUUUUGUGGGUACAUUAAAAUCGUCAUCUUUUUAAAGUUGCGUUUAUAAUAUUAAGCUAGUAUACAGCAUGGCCGUCAUACAGGAGAAUAAUACUGUGACGGAUUGCUGAUUAUAUGUCAAAAUACUUAUUACGAUACUAUAUUAAUAUUGUCUCAUAUAGAUUGGUAUUGGUUUGUCCUUUGAAAAAAGCAGGAUUUUACGUUAUAGUUAGUAGAGUUAUUACGAAAGCUUUAUUUGGUUUGUGGUGUUUUAGAAUACAGUCCAUGUAUUUGUGAGCCAUUUCGCCAGUAAAGCGGUUCCUGCUUUAACACGGUAAUCCAUUGGGAUUAAUUGGACUAAUGGUCAGGAAUUAAAUGCUUUUAGUUUCUAGGUGUUGGCUAAGGUACUCUAAAAAACGAAAGGCAUUCGAGCAACUUUUUCCCGGAUCAACCCCUUAACAAUGGCCUAAUUUAGGUCCAUCAGUGCAGAUCUGAAAUCCUGUCAGUAAAACUAAAACAGCAUUAAAAAGCAGAAAACAACGGAAAUAGGGUGGCAUAUAGAUGAUUUGUAAUGGAAUGGUAUUGAUUUAACAAUAUUUCAUCUCAUGUAUUACGAAUCACAAAAGCAAUCGUACUUAUUUACAAAUGAAACCUAUUUCAUGGGAAAGUUUUAUUUUAUUAUAUAGAUCUCAAUUUUUUUACAAUUUGAUAUUUUUUUUUUUUGCAAAUAAGUGUUUCAUUCGGUUGGUCUUGGGAAUUUCAGUUUUGAUUCUAUAUGUUUGUAUUAUGUUGAUCGUGCGCCACUUGAUUUUAUUGCAUGCCAGCUAAGUACGAAAAAUACAAUACCUAGAUUUUCAUCGAAACAUCUCAAGGCUUGCAGGCUUCUAUAUCGAAGCAAUGAGAAAAAGUUCAGUCAAAUGAUUAACCUGAUAAGGUCAGUAGAUCCAUAAACACUUAUAGGAAGUUGUUCAACCAAUGUACAGGUUUUCAGGGACUACCUCCCAAAUAGCAAACCAAUGAUAGAAUGCACUGUAGUUGAUUUUUUCAUGGUUUCCAGGGGUUAUAAUACCAAAUCUAAGCGUUAAUCAAUGCUCCUUAUGGCUUGAUUAAGUAUAAUUAAAGCAGAUUCACAACUGUACCAGUAAGUUAUUAAGCGUGUACUUGUUGCAUCGAUCAAUUUCACACGGCAAACCGGAUCGUUGCCAGCUCUGUUGACGAUCGAAUAUUUUACUCUUAGCUAUCGAAGUCACUGAUGCAGAGUAUUUUAAAUUAAAAAAAAUUUUUUUUAAAAAGUACCGCAAAAGGUGAUUUUUUAGGUUUUCGUAUUUAGCACUGUAAAUCAUCAAUUGGUUUAAGGCUUCUAGCGAUCAAUUUUUACUAUGAACAUUAAAGUUUUAAAAGAGCUAAAGAUAUGGACCUAAAUGACUGAUCAUCAAUAAAGUACAUUA